AUGCCUCAAGAUUCGGCUGAAACGCUCAUGGAGCAUUUAUCCAACCUCAUCAGCAAGCAAAACGAUCCCGUGAACGGGCCCUCAAUUGAUGAACAGAUUGCCCGGUUCCACAGACAGGAAGCUGAGCUCCGCAACUUAGUGCAGGAAUUAGCAGCAAGCAGAGAAGAGGAACGGAAGCAAAUCGACGCAAUUAGUGAAUCCUGCCAACAACAAGUAGCUGCCAUAGAGAGACUGUUGGAGCAGACCGAUGAGUUAAUUAGCAUGAAUCUUAAAUCGUCAAGGGAGUAUGGCACAUCCAAGCUGAUUGCCGGGCGUGGCAAACGAUCCAGAAGAGCAAGUCUGGGACUUUACAUCAGCUUCGCCGAACCGCCGCCACUACGAAAUAGACCUAUGAUCCGCGAAGCAUGUUUUGAACACCUCCUCUACAACAUUUCCCGACGUCUCCAACAGUCCCGACAUCAGGCUUGA
Messenger RNA from Venustampulla echinocandica, 468 nucleotides. RefSeq lists its product as uncharacterized. Bases 1 to 468 code for a protein of 155 amino acids. Lineage: Eukaryota; Fungi; Ascomycota; Leotiomycetes; Helotiales; Pleuroascaceae. The record is from RefSeq and is a predicted model, not a curated record. The transcript has 2 exons.